Dimorphilus gyrociliatus is the source of this 1642-nucleotide messenger RNA. NCBI's taxonomy places the organism in Eukaryota, Metazoa, Annelida, Polychaeta, Dinophilidae. The record is from the annotation of a GenBank genome assembly.
UGUUUGAAUACAUAGAAAUCGCAGUAACCAAAUUGUAAUUUAUCUAUUUAUAUACUAUAGAAAUUCUUUCUGUCCUGUAAAGAAAGGCUUUAGCGUAUGUAUUUGUUUGAUUCAAACUCAGAAUUCGACCAUCUUGACGACUUUUUCUUGAAAUUUCAUUCUAACCAUUAUUGGAUGUGAAUUUGAGGAUUAUAAACAAGUUAAUUCUAUUGGAAAUUAAUACAAUUUACGAUUCAUCCUGGCAAAUACUUCUAACUUAUAGUAUGCGAAUUUUAUUGAUACUAGCUAUUCUACUAGUUUUACUGCAAUUUAAUACGGGCUUCUGGAGAAGAAGAAGAAGAAGAAGAUGCGGUCGUCGUGAUUGCCAAUUAGCAGCAUGGAAUCCUUGGACAACAUGUUCUCAUCCAUGUGGUACGCAGGGGAUCUCCAGAAGAACACGACAUAUCGCAGUUGCUCCUACGUGUGGUGGGACAGCUUGUGCAGCAACCGAAGAAACUCGCGCAUGCAAUCGGAAUUGUGGACAGGGAAAACUGAUUGGUAAUUUGUGCCAUUGCAAUCCAGGAUGGCAAGGUCACUGCUGUCAUUUGGAUGUCGAUGAGUGUGUAGAUAAAGGACGCUGUCAACACAUAUGCCAAAAUACUAUUGGAUCAUUUGAAUGUUUAUGUAGACCUGGUUUCCAGAAAGUUGGGCCCAGUCAGUGUGCAGAUAUAGACGAAUGCGCGCAAAAUUGGUGUGAACAAAAAUGUACAAAUACCAUUGGAUCUGUCGUUUGCGAAUGUAAUAUACCAGGAUAUAAGCUCGCAGAAGAUUUGCGAUCCUGCAAUGUAGACAAUGAAUGUCUUGUGAAGCACGAUUGCGAUCAAAUUUGUAUCAAGAAACGCGAAGGUUACGAAUGUAAAUGUAGGUCCGGCUUUUACAUUCCAGAAGGAGAUAGCAAGAAAUGUCAAGACGUCGACGAAUGCCUUUUGAAACAUGACGAUUGUGCUCACAAAUGUAUAAAUCUACCUGGUAAAUAUAGGUGUGAAUGUGAAAAAGGUUUUACAACUAUGGACGAAGGAAGAACUUGUACUGAUAUUAAUGAAUGUCGUGUUCAAGAUACACAAUGUAGCUUUCUUUGUAUUAAUUAUGACGGAGGAUAUAACUGUUCUUGUCCGCCCGGUUUACAUUUAUCAACUGACGGAAAAACCUGUUUAGAUAUUGAUGAAUGCUCAAAAGAAACUGAUAUUAAAAAUUGUUCGAUUUGUAAUAACAUAUAUGGAUCAUAUUACUGUUCCUGUUCACUGGGAUUUUAUCGCUCUUUUAAUGGAUCAUGCAAAGAAAUUGAACAAGAAAUAGUAACCGUUGAAGAUAAUGAUAAUGGAAGAUAUAUAGCACUUAUAGCUAUUCUAAGUUUUUUGGUGUUAAUUUUAAUCUCUGGUGUUAUUACUUAUAAAAUUUGGAAAGUAAAAAAAUCAAAGAAAGAGACAAAGAUUGUGGAACCUUAUGUAUGUCCACAAUAAUAAAAGAGCAAAGGGAGAGUUCUCAAUCAUCGAUACAUUCUUUAUGUUGUUCAUUCAUAUCCUUAUCUUUGUGUUAUAUCUAAUUGAACACUUAUUAUAAAUAUAUAUCCGACGGAAUAUUAAAAUUUACUUUUCGUUUACGU